This is a messenger RNA of Melitaea cinxia (Glanville fritillary), 1401 nucleotides long. RefSeq names its product arylsulfatase J-like. Lineage: Eukaryota; Metazoa; Arthropoda; Insecta; Lepidoptera; Nymphalidae. Bases 1 to 1401 code for a protein of 466 amino acids. The transcript has 10 exons. The record is from RefSeq and is a predicted model, not a curated record.
AUGUAUUUCGUGGCGAACAAAAUAACAGUCGAUUUGAAAUUACCGCCAUUAAAAGUGUUAAUCGGGGACGAAGCUUACGAGUUAUUGUCGACUUCAACGAGUCCAAGAAAACCGUCAGAACUAUCGUACAAGGAGGCCUUUGAUAUAUUACAGAAACAUUUACCACCAAAACCGUCGGAAAUGGCCGAGAGAUAUAGAUUCGAUAGUCACAUAGGAUUUUGGGCGGGAAAAAUUGACAUGUACGAUCACACCAAUCAAGAACAGGGAUAUUGGGGUUUCGACUUUAGAAGAGGUUUUUUAGCAGCUCAUGAUUUGUUUGGACAAUAUGCGACUGAUAUAUACACAAAUGAAGCCGUAAAGAUAAUAAAUUCCCACAACAACAAUGACCCACUGUUCCUCAUGGUGUCUCAUUCCGCCGUGCACAGCGGCAACCCGAACGAACCGAUCCGGGCGCCGGAAUCUUUACUGGCCAACUUUACACAGAUCAAAAACUUCCAAAGACAGAAAUUUGCUGCCGUGUUAUCGAAGUUAGAUGAAUCGGUGGGUAAGGUAGUAGAAGCGCUGCAAAAUCGUGGACUUUUGGAAAACAGUAUCAUUGUCUUUACCACUGAUAACGGAGGGCCCGCCGCGGGUUUCAACGAUAACUGCGCGUCAAACUACCCUUUAAGAGGUGUAAAAAAUACUUUAUGGGAAGGUGGAGUAAGAGGCGCUGGUCUGUUGUGGAGUCCUCUCAUCGAGAAGAGAGCGCGCGUCGCCACACAAAUGUUUCAUUUAGUGGACUGGCUACCCACACUGUUGCACAUAGCGGGAAUGAAUAUCAGUGCGAUCCAAGAUAUAGAUGGAAUAGAUCAAUGGGAAGCUCUUUCAAAAGAUCUCAAAUCGGAGAGAGUUUCCGUUCUUCACAAUAUUGACGAUAUUUUCGGGAGCGCUGCUCUCACAGUAGACAAAUGGAAGUUACAUAAAGGUACGAAUUACAAAGGUGCGUGGGACAGUUGGUACGGGCCCAGCGGUCGAGAAGGGAGGUACGACUCGCGCGCCGUGAACAACGCGCGCGCCGCUCGGGCCGUCAGCGCUCUGGGGCUGAUGCCGGACAGCGACACUAUACUGAAGCUGAGAAAAGAAGCGACAGUUGUGUGCAACAAUAACAACCAGAUACCGUGCAACCCGCUGAAAGCUCCUUGCUUGUUUGACAUCGAACAAGACCCUUGUGAAACGAGAAACCUUGCUGAUAGCGAACCGGAAAUUUUAAGAAACAUGUUAAAUCAAUUAGAGAAGAUAAACAGAACAGCCGUUCCUCCGAAUAACAAGCCGUUGGACAGUCGAGGUAAUCCAAAGUUCUGGGGACACUUGAUUACGAAUUUCGGAGAUUAUUCCAAUUCAUAUGCGGACACACUUUGUUAA